Puntigrus tetrazona (Sumatra barb) is the source of this 3493-nucleotide messenger RNA. It is a transcript of the gene deaf1, whose product is annotated as DEAF1 transcription factor. Gene Ontology annotation, cellular component: nucleus. NCBI's taxonomy places the organism in Eukaryota, Metazoa, Chordata, Actinopteri, Cypriniformes, Cyprinidae. The record is from RefSeq and is a predicted model, not a curated record. Gene Ontology annotation, molecular function: DNA binding; DNA-binding transcription factor activity, RNA polymerase II-specific. The transcript is spliced from 14 exons. The coding region runs from base 353 to 1912 and encodes 519 amino acids. Gene Ontology annotation, biological process: regulation of transcription by RNA polymerase II.
CAUAAAUAUUGCAACAACUUUCUGACUACAAUCACGCCUGCUCUCGAGCGUAGUUUCGUGGUACGUCGUGUUGUUUCGGUAAUUUCCGUUUUGAUUCGGUAAUUUCCGCUCGAUCUCCUUCCUGUGUUGAUCCCCCAGUAAAGGCACUCGGAGGCCAUUAUCCUCCAACCGUUUUCUUUUCUUUUAUGCCCGAAGGAAAAACACGUUUUGAUAAAUUAAUUAAUCGCUCGCCCGCGCAAGCGGAUAAAGCGCUCGCGGGACACCUGCAGCUUUACAAAUCGCGAGGGACGCGCGCCUCUCCUCGUCGAUCCUUCGGAUAAUUUCGGCUGCUCUCGUGCGCCGCUGUUGUGAAAUGGACGCGACCGAACCGGCGGCGAAAGCGCUGCAGCUGGGCGACGCGUCUGCGGGAGAGGCGGCGGGUUCGGAUACCGAAUCGGAGGCCGAAGUCGCCACGAUGACUGUGAUGGGAGAAGCGGCGAACAUCGACAUCACCGAAUCCCUACCGAACCCCGACGACGCCGAGACCGCGUUUGCAGAGGUGACCGCCGUGACUGUGGGCGACGUCCAGACUUCAGAAGACACGGUCUUCACCUCCACAGUCGCCACAGCAGCAUCCAUCCCCGAACAUGUGCUCACAGGCAGAACCACGCUUCAGAUCGGAGACAGUCUGAGUACCCAGAAGGCCACACUGAUCGUGGUGCACACGGACGGGAGCAUCGUAGACGCCACGGGGCUGAAGGGCACCGCCACACCCAUGACACCCGGCCCUCAAACCCCAAGCACCCCUCUGUCAUCUGGACACGAGAAGGACGUCUCUAAGUACAACUGGGAUCCGUCGGUUUAUGACAACGAGCUUCCGGUGCGCUGCAGGAACACCAGCGGGAUUCUGUAUAAAAACAGACUGGGCUCAGGGGGCAAAGGGCGCUGUAUCAAACACAACAGCAACUGGUACACCCCGACUGAGUUUGAGGGUAUGUCAGGGAGAGCGAGCAGCAAAGACUGGAAGAGAAGCAUCCGCUACGCUGGCCGACCUCUGCAGUGUCUCAUUCAGGAGCGUAUCCUGAACCCUCAUGCAGCGUCCUGUACGUGUGCUGCCUGCUGUGAUGAUCUGUCAACAGUGAGUGACACGUCUCCGAAGGACGCCUCUUUCGGGGGAGAGAAUAUCAUCAUGACGGGCCCCGUCAGACUGUUCGUCCCUUAUAAAAGAAGGAAGAAGGACAGCGAGCGGGCAGCUUCUCCCGAGAAGAAGGAAGUUCAGUCUCCGAAGAACAUCACCCUGGGUCCUGGAGCAACAUUUACAGUGACUCCGUCUGGACAGAUCACCACAUCAGGCACGCUGACCUUUGACCGAACGGCGUCAGGAGAGACGGCCAUCAUCUCCGACAGCCCAGCGCCCGCUGACGUCUUCACCAACACAACCGUGUUGACCAGUCUUCCAGCGUUGGCGGUGGUCCCUCAGCAGGCCGUGGUGCAGUCUAAACCCUCUCCGGCGGCGCCGCUCAUGAACGGGCUGGAGACGGUCGAGCAGCGCACGUGGUUUUAUCUGGAGGAGAUGGCCAAUACGCUGCUCAACAACGUCCAGCAACUCAAAGUCCUCAUCGCACAGGCCAAACAACAGGCCAUCAGCCCAGAGAAAAACAACAGCGUCAGGAAAGAGUCCUUUCAGAGUCAGUUAUCACUCGGUGAAGAACCUGAGGGGAAAAUCACGGAAAUUAUUAUUAAGCACACGUGUGUGAACUGCGGUCGAGAGGCGUCCAGCGAGUGUACGGGCUGCCGUAAGGUCCAUUACUGCUCCGGCUUCUGUCAGCGGAAGGACUGGAAGGAGCAUCAGCUGAGCUGCUGUCCUCCGGGAACCACCGUCAGCCUUCAGGAAGACGCUCAGAUGGCCGGGGUGGAGGUGGAGAAAGGUUGACAAGAGGUGAAAGGAUUGGCAAGUUCUGUCAGUACUGUACGGAGUACAUCGGUGACACGUCUCCCAGGAACCCGUGAAGAGGAUAAGUGCAUGUCUUAAUGUGACGGCUGCCCCCACUCUGCCUGCUGGACUAAAGUGAGGCUUACAUCAUAAUCGGAUUGGAGGAUUGGUGAGGAAUGAUUAGCCAAUGAGGGCCGGAGGAGUUCCUCGUUUCAGCACAUGUGGAAAGAGUGUUUGUAAUCACUCCUCUAAGCCCAGUUUAGAAGCGAGAGGCUAUUUUUUUUUUCAUCUUUGUUCGGUUUUUUAAAAUGGCAACACCUCUGACAGAGAAAAGAGAGAGCGGAGGGGUAAAUGCACAUCUGCGGUUUUGUUCUGGUGCAUUUUUUGGUUGAAUCAGAGCUACUAGAAAAUAAAUCCCUUGUUCCUUAUAAAGAAAACGUUAUAUUGUUUGCCUUCAAUUCCUUAAAUACAUUUAGACUGCCUAACUGAACGACUGCUACACAAAAGUGCUUAAAUUAAUCACUUAUUUAAAAAGCAUUUAAAACAAGCUCUAAAUAUACGAAAUAGUCUGUCAUGCUUAUUCUCUCCUUCAAACAAACAAAAUUAAGUUUUUUGCUAUAAAUUCAAAGUAGUUUUUGAGGUUAGAAUGUUGGUUUAGCCCAAAUUGCCUUUCAAUUAAUUAUUAUUAUUAUUAUUUUUUUAAAUCUUCCAAAAAUCUGCAGAUUAAAGACUAUAUAAAUGAUUUAAAGCCUAAAUGUUAAUACACUUUAAAUUCAGAGAAGCUCAAAGUAAUUUAAAGUAAAACAAUUUCACUUGAUCGCUGUUCGUUCAAGCUGUUUGUUGAAUAAUGAAAAUACUCAAAAUUCAACUCUAAAUUUGUUACGUUUAGAAGAUAAUAAGUUACAUGUAAAGUCUAAAUUUAUAUGUUUUUAAGUUUUUUUGGGGGCAGGUGUAUGACAUAAUUGAUUUGUUAAAUUAUAAAAUAAAAAUGUUUCAUUGGUAAUAAUAAUAAAAAUUACUAUUGCUAUUAUUAUUAAAAGGUUUUUUUAUAUAUAUAUAUAUAUAAAAGUACUCUAAAGUGCAUAGACCCAACAAAAUGAUAACACAAACAUUUUCAGCCUCAGACUAAUUUAAUAUGAAUAAUUUUAUACAUUUUUAAUGAUUAUAUUAACUACUUGUUGCAAACCUAAUCACAAGCUGAAAAUUCUACGACAAUAGUGAGACCAAAAAGUGAGUAAUGAUGCAAUUGUUUUGGGGUGAAGCUUUUAUAUUUAAUAUUUUACAUGUUUUAGAUAUUUUCGCUUUUAUGCCUUUAAUCAGUAGAUGAUUUGUUCAAUAAUAAAAUUCUUUUCUUUUUUUUUUUAUGAAAAGAUAACCAUAAAUUCACCAUCAUAAGCGUCCCAGAUGUUUUCUAUACUUGUAUUUCUGUAUACAGUGCAUUAUUUUCAUUCAGUUUUUCUCAUAGCGUUAUAUCCCAUCCCUCCUGUAUGUCUGGAUUAUGUCCGUACUUUUUUCUGCGCUGGAAGCUCCUCUUUUUAAGUGGCCUUGAACUGCCAGAACAUUCGUACCUUAAUAAAUGAA